This is a messenger RNA of Lodderomyces parapsilosis, 516 nucleotides long. RefSeq lists its product as uncharacterized. The record is from RefSeq and is a predicted model, not a curated record. Bases 1 to 516 code for a protein of 171 amino acids. The transcript has a single exon. Gene Ontology annotation, molecular function: phosphatidylinositol-3-phosphate binding. NCBI's taxonomy places the organism in Eukaryota, Fungi, Ascomycota, Pichiomycetes, Serinales, Debaryomycetaceae.
AUGAGUCGAAAGAAAGCCAAUUCAGUUACACAGUUGAACAAUAUAUUGCCAAUACCCAUAGCAUUAAACUCGGGAGAAGAUUUGCAAACCCAUAAACAUAAUCAUCAAAGUCACAUAACUGAUGUACGAGUAGCAGGGCAUCACUUGGUACAAGGCAAUGCAAGAAAUGGAGCCACAAACACGUCAAGUAGUUCAACCAAUGGUCAAUAUAUAGUAUGGCAAAUCAAAAUCACCAUAAAUGAUUUAGAUUACUCAUCCAUUGUGCUAUAUAAACGAUACCUGGAAUUGUUACAAUUUUAUUAUGAUUUAGAACAGUAUUAUAAGGCACAGAAUGAUAUAGUGAUACCUAAACCACCACCCAAAGAUAGUUUUAGUUUUGAACGACUAGUUAUGAGUAAUAAUUGGUUGGAAGAGAGGAAAAAGGGGUUGCAAUGGUUUUUAAGUAGUGUGUUAUUAGAUCCGGUAUUGCAAAAAGGGCCAAUCGUGAAACUGUUUGUAUUGGACAAUAAUGGGUGA